Messenger RNA from Melanaphis sacchari, 695 nucleotides. Its product is annotated as keratin, type II cytoskeletal 2 epidermal-like. Lineage: Eukaryota; Metazoa; Arthropoda; Insecta; Hemiptera; Aphididae. The record is from RefSeq and is a predicted model, not a curated record. Bases 60 to 503 code for a protein of 147 amino acids. The transcript is spliced from 3 exons.
AUUGUCCGAUAAACACAGUAGUAGUCGAUUUUCUCAGUUUAUCCGCCGAAGAAGACAAAAUGAUUACCGCCGUAUACCGUUCGUUGGCGUUGCUGUGCAUAACGUUUGUAUGCGGUCACGUCCUAGCGUAUCCUUACAACGGCAACAACAUGCAGUGGUCGAACCCAGGGGCUGGUGCAAACUACCAUCAGCAGCCAGGGUUUGGUGGCAAUGUGGGCCAACAACGUGGAUAUAGUGGUGGCGCAGGAUUCGGCGAAGGCAAUUUUGGGCGAGCUUCGGCGUUUGGUGGACAACAACGGUGGCAGUCGGCUGGUUACAACGGUCAACAGCAAGGAGCCGAGGCCUACCAGUCAAACAUUUUCAACGAACCAGACCGGUAUGGUUAUGAUUACACGAUUCCCGGAGCUACUGUACACUUUUUGAUGUAUAAAAAAAAAGGAAAUAGAGGAUCCGGAAAUAAUAAUCAUGGCGUGGAUUCAAGUGGCUGGGACAAAUAUUAUUAAGACGUUUAAAAACUCACAAAAUUAUAAUUAUUACAUUUAAUUAUUAUUAUGAAACAUUAUAAUAAUUAAAAUAUGUCUUGUUAAAUUUAAGAAUAUUUACUGUGAAAUAUUAUAGAUAACAUGUGUGUACCUAAUACAAUAAUGGUUAAAAUAAAUAUUGCAUUAAUGUUGUAAGCGAUCUUAAUACUAUAG